This is a messenger RNA of Gilbertella persicaria, 1200 nucleotides long. Its product is annotated as NADP-dependent oxidoreductase domain-containing protein. The record is from RefSeq and is a predicted model, not a curated record. Lineage: Eukaryota; Fungi; Mucoromycota; Mucoromycetes; Mucorales; Choanephoraceae. Bases 70 to 1116 code for a protein of 348 amino acids. The transcript has 4 exons.
CUUGUUCAAGGCAUUAUUUCUAUAUAAAUAAGCUUCUAAACAAAAAAUGAACUUUACUUUAUUAUUAACAUGUCUUUUGAAACUAAAAUGAAAUACACUCGUCUUGGUAACACUGGUUUAAAGGUUUCCAAAAUUUGUCUUGGUUGUAUGGGUUAUGGUAACCCUAAAUGGAGUUCCACCAAUGCUGAAUGGGUCAAAGGUGAAAAGGAAUCCAUUGAGGCUAUCAAGCAAGCUUACAAUGUGGGCAUCAACUUUUUUGAUACGGCCGAUGUCUAUUCCAAUGGUGAAAGUGAACGUGUUCUCGGUAAGGCAUUAAAGGAAUUAAAUGCUCCUAGAAGCCGUGUGGUCAUUGCCACCAAGGUCUUUUUCCCUGUCUAUGAUGGAAGUGCUCGUUUUGGUGCUGUGGAUGAAAGCCGUGAUCCUGAUAUGGUCAACAACUUUGGUCUUUCUCGUAAGCAUAUCAUGGAUGCUUGUGAUGCUUCUUUGAAACGUCUUGGUGUUGAUUACAUUGAUCUUUAUCAAAUCCAUCGUCUCGAUACUGAAACUCCUAUGGAAGAAAUCAUGGAGGCUUUGAACGACUUAGUUCGUGCUGGCAAGGUUCGCUACCUUGGCUGCAGCUCUGUAUAUACCUGGCAAUUCGCUAAAAUGAACCAUAUUGCUGAAAAGAACGGUUGGGCCAAAUUUGUUUCCAUGCAAAACUUGUACAAUUUGCUUUACCGUGAAGAAGAACGUGAGAUGGCUCCAUACUGUCUUGAUGCUGGUAUUGGAUGGAUCCCUUGGUCUCCUUUGGCUUCUGGUGAACUUUUGGGCAAGAACAGAGAUACUCAACGUGCCAAGUCCAAGUGGGUUGUCUCCAACAUUCACCCUGAGGUCCAACACUCUGCUGACGAUGAAAUCAUUGACAGAGUAGCUGUUGUUGCUGAUAAACUCAAGCUUACCCGUGGUCAAGUGGCUAUUGCCUGGCAAUUCACCAAACCUUAUGUUACUGCUCCUAUUGUAGGUAUCAGCAAGAUUGAACAAUUGUACGACUUGAUUGGUGCUCUUGAUAUCAAGCUCUCUGAAGAAGAUGUCAAAUACCUUGAAGAGCCUUAUGUUCCUAAGGCACCUAUCAUCUAAGCAAACUCCCUCUCCUCUUUUUUUGAAUAAAAUUGCGUUUAAAUUUUUGCCAUCAUUUAGUUUAUUUUUGUUUCUCUCUCUCUC